AGAGUAAAGGACACAACGUUCUUAGGAAAACUCUCCUCCUUCUUUCCUUUUCCUUGCUCCUUCCCUUCCAGAUCUCUGUGGUCGCAGUUUGUGCUGCCUCACCUCCAGCACAGCGUGCAGAAUGAAGCGACUGUCGCAGAAUUCAUCCUCCUGGGGUUCUGCAGCACCCCAGCCCUGCAGCGCUGCCUCUUUGGCCUUUUCUCUGCCCUCUACUCUGGCACUCUGAUGGGAAACGCACUUGUCUUUCUGCUUAUCUGCCUGGACUACUGCCUCCACAGCCCCAUGUACUUCUUCCUCUGCCACCUCUCCAUCGCGGACAUCUGCUACGCCUCCAACAAUGUCCCCCGUAUGCUAAGGAACCUCCUUGGACAAGGCAGAACCAUCUCCUUUGCUGGGUGUGGGGCACAGAUCCAUCUUUAUUUAAUCUUUGCACUUACAGAGUGCGUGCUGCUGGCCGUGAUGUCUCAUGUUCGCUACGUGGCAAUCUGCCGUCCCCUCCGCUAUGCCCUCAUCAUGAUCUGGAGGCUGUGCCUCACCCUUGCCACAGUUUCCUGGGCUUUGGCGUUCGUAUUUGGUACGCUACAAGCCUCUCUGGCUUUACACCUGCCUUUCUGGGGCCCCUGCGAGGUUGACCACUUCUGCUAUGAAAUUCUUGCUGUCUUAAAGCUGGCCUGCACUGCCGCUACUGCCAAUAAAGUCCCGAUCUUUGCUGUUUGUGUGCGCUUCCUCCUCUUCCCUUUAGCCUUAAUCCUCAUUUCCUCCCUGGACACCCUGGCCACCGUUCUGCGCAUCCGCUCUGCGCCAGGAUGGCACAAAACCUUCUCCACCUGUGGCUCCCACCCGACCGCGGUGGGUGUCUUCUAUGGAAACGCCAUCUUCAUGUACGUGGGGCCCGGGAGCGGUAACUCAUCUGGGCGGGAGAAAGUUCCUUCCCUUUUCUACAGUCUCGUCAGCCCCAGUUUGAACCCCGUCAUUUACAGUCGGAGGAACAAGCAGGUGAAGGAAGCCUUGCUGAAGCUUCAGAGAAGGAAGAGGGUCUUUCAUUCCGUCUAGCUGGGGCUCUAGGCUUUCACCUGUCUCCUGUCCUUCUGCUCUUUCUUCUUGAGCUCUUGGGGUAUUUCUCACGGAAUGUUAAGUGGUUAAAACGUAACACAAGACAUGGUUAUUCAAAUGCAUUUGUCUGUUGUUUCUCUGUGCGGUCUGAUGAGUAUCAUGCCACAAAAAUGACUCAUUGUUAUUCCUUUUAUUGCAGAUAACUAAUUCUUCUUCCUCAGAUGCGGCCGUCCUAGACGGGUAGUAUGUUUCACCGGAACUGUUGACCCAGGUGGAAAAAGCAGUCUUCUCGGUUCUAGCUAGCAGUCAGGAUAAGGAAACCCUACCGUGUAGCAGGGUUUUUUUCUGAAUCUACCCAUUGGUCCAAUAAGAUAUUCUUUUUCCCUACCAUAUUUGUACCUGCUGUAUCCUCAGGAUGCUAGAGCUUCAGCUCUACUGUUAGAAAGAAAAAGAGAGAAAACAUGAUGCUGCUAACGGGCUUUGCUUCUCAGGAGGAGACAUGACGAGGAGGCAGUGAUUGACCGGGGAAGACCGAGCAACGCUGUCAGUAUUCGCUAUGAGAAGGAGGAUUUGGAA
Aquila chrysaetos chrysaetos is the source of this 1629-nucleotide messenger RNA. RefSeq names its product olfactory receptor 2A14-like. Gene Ontology annotation, molecular function: G protein-coupled receptor activity; olfactory receptor activity. Gene Ontology annotation, biological process: G protein-coupled receptor signaling pathway. Gene Ontology annotation, cellular component: membrane. NCBI's taxonomy places the organism in Eukaryota, Metazoa, Chordata, Aves, Accipitriformes, Accipitridae. The record is from RefSeq and is a predicted model, not a curated record.